UACUUAAGUACGUUGUAUUUGAAUCGUAUGUGUUUAGUACAAACGUACACGCGCUUAAGUAACAGUGAAGCAGGUCUGUCUUUAUUACAACAAUCACUCGCGAUCAUACAUCGCGCUCAACGUCUUAAUUAUUAUCGCGCCAAAUUUAUAUUCGUAGUGUAAUAAAGAAUUUUUUUUUUAUAAAGUGUUAAUUUUUUAAAUAAAGUGAGUUAAAGUUUUUUAUUAUUAUUCUUUAAUUUUGGUCCCUAUUUAAAUGCAGCUGUGAAAGUGAAGAAUUUUUAAAAAUUAUUUUUAUAAAUAUAUUUAUACUAUUUAUAAGGCCGUGGGAAGAUUUUGUUUUUGGUGUUAUUGAAUUUGAAUACAAAUAAAUAGAUUUAGUGCUGUUUUUCUCGAAAUAAAAAAGAAUCAAAUAAAAAUGGUUUUAUUGGAAGAACAAAAUCGAAAAUCAAUGCACAAUAACAAACAAAAUAUGAGAACAACAUGUUCACCAUAUACAACAAUAGAAGCAGUCCGACAAUGUUAUCGAAACAAACAGAAAAUGAAUGCGUAUUUAAUAGCAAUUUUGGUUACAUUUUUAUUAAUCGAUAUAAGUGAUGCCUGUUCGUGUAGUUUUGAUCAUCCACAGUUCCAUGCGUGCAAAGCUGAUUUUGUUAUUGCUGCUACAUUCCAAAGAUCAUCCAAAAUAAGUGAAUAUGAAGUAGCCUACAAAUUUCGACUACGAAAGAUUUUUAAAGCAUCACCUGAAGCUGAAGCUUUAUUAAAAUAUGGAAAAAUUUUAGCGCCUUCUGAGGAAUCGAUGUGUGGUUUAUAUAAGGAUACGUUUGAACCAAAACAAACUUAUCUAGUUACUGGCCGUGUUUCAUAUGGUAGAGAAAACUUUAAUAGUCAUAUUUGUACAGUGCCACAUACCAAAUUAUUACAUGAAAAAAAUUAUAAGCAAGCGCACAUUGAAAAAUAUAUAAAACAGCACGGAUGCCAAUGCGAGAUAUCCAAACGAUCCCGACGAAAGUUUACCUUUAGAGGUUUGCAGCCAAUCAACAAAACCGAAUCUUUAUGCCAUAUUGAAAAAUAUGGUGAGAAACAAAUUGUAAGAGGUACAGUCAAAACAAUGAAGUUAGUUAUGAAUUUGUGUAACUAUAAUCGUAAAUGGCAACAUCUUACUAAGCGACAACAGAAAGGCUUCAAAAAGCUGUACUAUUAUGGAUGUGACUGCGAGUUGGAAAAAACAAACUCAAAACCAGAGUCAGAACAAAGUAAACUUGGUUGUCCAUAUUCCAUAUCAUCCGUGUGUACACUAAGAAACGGUAUAUGUAUGCCAGAUAAAAAUGGCCUAUGUAAUUGGUCACAAAGUAUUUCCCAAGAAGAAUGUUGGGAAGAAUGGAGAGCAUCAAAGAGAGAUCAAACCAAAAUAUCAGAUAUCAUGUAACCACGAAUAUAAUUGAUAUUUUUGGAACAAAAUCAUUUCUUGUUAAUAUUUUUUAAAUGGGGUGAGCUGAGGGGAGUAUACACCAUGACCAAACAUGAUAUUAAGUAUAUUUUAAAAUUUAUUUUAACCUGAACACAAAUUAAAUAUAAUGCAAAAUUUGGAUUUUAAGCACUUUAUUUUACAUGUGUAGAAUAUGUUUCUAACGUUUGGUGCAUUCUUCCUGACACACCAUGUAUUAUUAAUUAUAUGUAUAAUUAUUAUUUGUUAUAUUUAUUAUUAUUAUAAAAAUAAAAAAUAACUUUUAACAAACAAAAAUAAUAUUAAUUUUUAGGCUCUCUGUUAUCAGGUAGGAAGGAUGUGUACAUAGAGCUUUCGAAAAUAAAGGAAAGUCUCUUGGAUUAAGAACCAGCCCAGAAAACUUCGUUUAAUUUACUAAAGCUGAUAAUUUGAGCAUUGGUUAUAGUAGUUGUGUUCACACACAUACUGCGGUCAGCCAAGCGAACGAUAGAACAGGGUUCAGAUAAAUGCUAUCGAAACUGUUAAGUUUUACGUGAUACUAAAAUGAGUUUACUAAACCUGAAUAUUGUAAUACAGAUUUUAUAUUGCAUAUAAAUAACAGUUUUGAUUGUCAGUCAGUUAGGGGUUAGAACAGGGCUGGUCAGUCAGCCCUUAUUUAUGAACAAAAUAUACAUCAGAUUCAUUUAUGAUUUCUGUAGUAUUUAAAUGAAUUUAUUAAAGCUAUUAUACAGCUUUUAUAUAUUGCAUAUAGAUAACAGUAAUAUCAGUCAGUCCAUCAAAUGUUAGAACAGGCCUGAUCAGUCGGCUCUUAUUUAUGUUUAUAAGGGCUGACUGACAAUCCCUGUUCUAACACCUAACUAACUGACAAUCAUAACUGUUAUUUAUAUGUAAUAUACAAUCUGUAUAACAAAAUUCAACUUUAGUAAAUUCAUUUUAGUAUCACAUAAAACUUAACCGUUUCGAUCGCAUAUAUCUGACUCGCUUGACUGACCGCAGUAUGUUUGUACACAAUUACUAUAACCAAACCUCAAAUGAUCAACUCUAGUUAAUUCAACGAAUUUUUUUGGCCUGGCUCUUCCAUUAUCUUAUAGUUAAUAAAAGUACAGUGUUAAAAAUAGAUAGCCUUGUAAAUAAGCACAAAUUUUAAUGAAUUCAAGAUGGCCUUGAAGUAAAGCAUUAUUCAAGUAUGGCCAUUAUCUAAAUUCUGUAUGAUUUUCUUAUUUUAAAUUAAUAUCAUUAGCUAUUUUUGGUCCAUACUGCAUUUUAAAAUGACCAGUGACUUUUAAUCACCUUCUAGUUUUGUAGCUAUUUCUUUUUUUACAUUGCAGAAAU
Messenger RNA from Chrysoperla carnea, 2776 nucleotides. RefSeq names its product metalloproteinase inhibitor 4 (gene Timp). Gene Ontology annotation, molecular function: metalloendopeptidase inhibitor activity; protease binding. The record is from RefSeq and is a predicted model, not a curated record. Gene Ontology annotation, biological process: negative regulation of endopeptidase activity; negative regulation of membrane protein ectodomain proteolysis. The transcript has 7 exons. The coding region runs from base 416 to 1426 and encodes 336 amino acids. Gene Ontology annotation, cellular component: extracellular matrix. Lineage: Eukaryota; Metazoa; Arthropoda; Insecta; Neuroptera; Chrysopidae.